Molecule: messenger RNA, 396 nt
Organism: Geodia barretti
Lineage: Eukaryota; Metazoa; Porifera; Demospongiae; Tetractinellida; Geodiidae
Source: the annotation of a GenBank genome assembly
AUGCCGGAACCCGGAGUCGAGGGCGACUGGUCGACCAAAGACGUUCUCGCCCACGUGACGUGGUACGAGCGUGAGAUGGUGGGGAUGCUCAAGUCGCGCGCCCUGGUUGGCUCCGACUGGUGGGCGCUACCCCUGGAGGACCGAAACGCCGCCGUCCACGAUGAGAUCAUGGGUAUGUCGCUCGAAGAAGUGCGCGCGGAGGUUGCCUGGGUGUUCCCGGCGCUUGUCGAGCAGUUGGAGCUGCUGCCGGAAGAGGCACUCGGAGACCCCUCUCACUUCGAGCACAUGCCAGCGGAAUGGGCACCCUCUGACGUGAUCUCAAGCAACACGUACAGGCACUACCCUGAACAUACCGAGUCGAUUCGGCGUCUGCUUGAACAGGAUUCCAGUCCCUGA